Messenger RNA from Rhodamnia argentea, 576 nucleotides. Its product is annotated as TIR-only protein-like. The transcript is spliced from 2 exons. The record is from RefSeq and is a predicted model, not a curated record. NCBI's taxonomy places the organism in Eukaryota, Viridiplantae, Streptophyta, Magnoliopsida, Myrtales, Myrtaceae. Gene Ontology annotation, biological process: signal transduction. Bases 1 to 576 code for a protein of 191 amino acids.
AUGCAGCGAUUAUCCACAGCCAUAGCCAAGAAAAUUCAUCACGGCCACGUUCUUGUACACGACAGCCAGAUAAUCCAGACCCUAAGACCGCCGUGCGACGUGUUCAUAAGCCACCGUGGCGUCGAGACCAAACGGAGCGUCGCAGGCCUGCUGCACAACUUCCUAAGCUUGCUCGGCGUCCGUCCUUUCCUGGACGUCAGGAGCUUGAAGCCUGGAGAUAAGCUGCUUGAGGAGAUCAACGCCGCCAUUUACGGUUGCAAAGUCGGGGUGGCGGUGUUCUCGCCGCGUUGGUGCGAGUCGUGGUUUUGCCUUCACGAGCUCGCUUUGUUGGUGGAGGCGAAGAAGAGGGUGAUACCCAUUUAUUGCGACGUGGAAGCGUCGCAGCUUCAGGUGGACGAUGCGCAGCAUUCGGCCAGUGAUUUCCUAAGAUAUAGGCACGCUCUUGAGGAGGCCAAGAGCAAUGUUGGUCUCAGUUUCUAUUCAUCACAAGGGGACUGGUCGAAGCUAGUGAGAGACGCAUCCGAUGCAGUGUUACACAACUUGCUGGAGGCAGAGGUAGAGAAGCCCCAAUUAUAG